GGAGGCGGAGGCGCCGGCGCAGGCACAUUUGGAGUUCGAAGCGUCACCGCAGCUGGUGGAAAGUCGUCUGCUUGCCGAGCGCCGCCGGGACAUGCUCGCAGCCUGACUGACCGCAGGUGGCCGCCGCGCCCGGGACACGAAUGAAGAAGCAGCUGCUCCUCCUGUUCACGCACCGGGGACUCGUCAGCCGAGGGGGCCGCAGGGGGAAACGCCGUCGAAAAUGGCUUCGUUCAGUAUCCGCGCCGCGCGUCCUGAGGACUGCUCCGAUCUGCUGCGACUGAUCAAGGAACUAGCCAAGUACGAGGACAUGGAGGAUCAAGUGGUGCUAACCGAGAAAGAGCUGCUUGAGGAUGGCUUUGGCGAGCACCCUUUCUACCACUGUCUCGUUGCGGAAGUGCCGAAAGAACAGUGGUCGUCUGAAGGGCACAGCAUUGUGGGCUUUGCUAUGUAUUACUUCACUUAUGAUCCAUGGAUUGGAAAGCUGUUGUAUCUUGAAGAUUUCUAUGUAAUGGCUGAGUACAGAGGACUUGGUAUUGGAUCAGAAAUUCUGAAGAAUUUGAGUCAGGUUGCUGUCAAGUGCCGCUGCAGCAGUAUGCACUUCCUAGUUGCAGAGUGGAAUGAGCCCUCCAUCAGGUUCUACAAGAGAAGGGGUGCUUCUGAUCUGUCCACUGAAGAGGGCUGGAGGCUCUUCAAAAUCGACAAAGAGUAUCUCUUGAAGAUGGCAGCAGAAGAGUAGUGAGAGAAGAUUCCAGCAGUCAAACUCUUCAAAUGAAUAUACGUGCUCUCUGAAUAAACUCCUUGCUUUCUGUGUUUGUAGUGGAAUAAAGUAGUGUGGAUGCUAAUACUGUGCAACUGUGGUCAGAGUAAUUGGUACUGUGAGCUGGAGUGGAGGCAUCUCAAGUUGAAUAUGUGCUUGUAUCCAUCCUUUACCAGUGUGGGCUUGUAAUCUUUGUAUAUGGAAACUUCAUUCUUGUAAGUGUCAUUCAAAUGUGUACAAUGUACACACUGGUAGGGUUUGUUUUAUUUCCUUUUAUAAAAAUAAAUAGUUUUCAUUCUA
This is a messenger RNA of Phasianus colchicus (ring-necked pheasant), 1057 nucleotides long. It is a transcript of the gene SAT1, whose product is annotated as spermidine/spermine N1-acetyltransferase 1. NCBI's taxonomy places the organism in Eukaryota, Metazoa, Chordata, Aves, Galliformes, Phasianidae. The record is from RefSeq and is a predicted model, not a curated record. Gene Ontology annotation, molecular function: spermidine binding; diamine N-acetyltransferase activity.